Molecule: messenger RNA, 1995 nt
Organism: Fusarium keratoplasticum
Lineage: Eukaryota; Fungi; Ascomycota; Sordariomycetes; Hypocreales; Nectriaceae
Product: HET domain-containing protein
Exons: 2
Coding region: 1-1995 (664 amino acids)
Source: RefSeq, a predicted model, not a curated record
AUGGCUCGGUGUGACUUUUGCCGCCUGCUCACUCUCGAAAAGCUACGAGGGCGCCUAGCCUUUCAUCCCAACCUCGCGUCUCUCAAGAAGAGUGCCGACAAUGGUUGCGACUUCUGUUUCCUUUGCUGGGAAGGCUUCAAAUGGGAAUGGAGCACGUCGGAAAUUGACUCUGCACUCAACGAUGAAGCCCCAGAGGGAGUUGAAGACUUUGAUCCUACGAUCUGGAUAUACGGUCAUUUUCAAGACUUUUCCGCAAAUCUCUCCCAGCCACAGGUAAAGGUGGCAUGUGGAGAGAUAUCUGCCAUCACUGGAGGUCAAGAGAGGAAUGAUGUCCUGAACUGGGUGACACUCGCCGUCUAUGCCGAAAAGGGGAGCCGCUAUAUCUUGGGCCGGCUCUGUACAUCGGAUCAUGACCCUCAUCUUUACGUUGAUAUGAUCUACACAUGGCUCAGUCGAUGCGAGAGGUUACACAGAUCGUGCGACUUAAGUGGCACAAUAGAGAUGCCUACCAGGCUCAUCAAUGUCGGCAAUCCCCAAAAGGGCCAGGCUCCGCGACUUGUGAUUACGACACCGACAAUGCAGGAGAAAUAUCUUGCUUUAUCAUACUGCUGGGGUCCUGCAACGGAUACUUUCACUCUCAACGGCUCAACCAUGGAAGGAAUGCUCAUCGGUAUCGAUGAAUCUCGCGUCGUGGCAGCACAUCGCGAUACAUUUGCUCUGGCUCGUACACUCGGCAUUCAGUUUGUUUGGAUCGAUGCGUUAUGCAUAAUUCAGGGCGAUAUCCAAGACUGGGAACACGAGUCUAAACUCAUGGCAAGAGUAUACGGCAACGCGUUCCUCACGGUUAUUGCCGCGAGGUCUUCAGAUGCCCGCAACUCUUUUAUUGUCAACCAUCUUCAACAGCGGGCCCCUCCUUGCAAAAUACCGAUGGAUGAAUCAGGCUCGGAAAGCGCAUUUAUAGGAGUGAGAAGGUCGCGUGACCUUGGUCAAACCGAGACCCGGGGUUGGUGCUUUCAAGAAAAGCUGCUCAGCCGUCGUACCGUCAUCUUCGCGCCAGAACAGCUCGUUUUCUCGUGCCGCAGUCGCACUUACUAUGAGGAUGGUCAUGUUGGGGAUGAUAGUAGCACUACAUCUCUCCAAGCUGUUCUCCACGGGGUAGAUGCGGAUCUCUCAGUAAGGAGGGAGAAGCUUCUCAAGCAGUGGGACUGGAUUAUUUUCACUUACACUAAGCGACAGCUGUCAAAUCCCCAUGACAUUUUUGCCGCCAUCGCCUCGAUCGCCUUCCCUAUUUCGGAGGUCUUAGGGUCGCGAUAUCUGGCUGGUCUAUGGGAAUGCGAUCUUGUUCGCGGCUUAUUAUGGAGACCCGGUCAUCUGAUGGGAUCCCGUUUUGGUCCAGGGACAAGACCCUUACCAACAAGAUUUGCUGCUGCACCUGUGGUUCGGGCACCUUCAUGGUCCUGGGCUGCUAUCCAAGGCUCUGUCUUGUACGUGAGCCGUGAUGCGUUCAAACGCAAGUUGGCCAAGUAUCAGAGCCAAGGCUUCAUAAAAGUCAAGCCAAAGUUGCGAAACCCCGAUCGAUGGUCACCAGACGUUCAUUUCAGCCCCAAUACCCUUCAUAUGCCAUACUGUGAGAUCCAACUUUGGGGGCGCAUGGCAGAAGCCAUUGUUCUGGAAACAACUGACUCUGAAUACCUCAAGAACCUCAGCAAGCGGUACUGGUACGUGCCCACAAUGACUUGGCACGGAUCGCUGCUUGGGCGUAAGGAUGCAAAGCAAGGCACUGCUAAGACGGAUCUCUCACUCUUUGUUGCCCUUGGAGCGUUUGAUUUCGCUACUGAGAAGGUUCAGGAAAUAUGGUGUUUACAGCUCACGGCCGAAGAAGGUCUAAUGCUCCGCGAAACACAGGACGGCAAGUUUGCGCGUUUGGGAUGGUUUAUUUUGGAUAACAAGACGUGGCUUGACAACAUCAGAGAAGUCGAAGUGAGUCUAGUAUAG